This is a messenger RNA of Artibeus jamaicensis (Jamaican fruit-eating bat), 1624 nucleotides long. It is a transcript of the gene SH3GLB1, whose product is annotated as SH3 domain containing GRB2 like, endophilin B1. The record is from RefSeq and is a predicted model, not a curated record. The transcript is spliced from 9 exons. Gene Ontology annotation, molecular function: protein binding. NCBI's taxonomy places the organism in Eukaryota, Metazoa, Chordata, Mammalia, Chiroptera, Phyllostomidae. Gene Ontology annotation, biological process: membrane organization. Bases 171 to 1268 code for a protein of 365 amino acids. Gene Ontology annotation, cellular component: cytoplasm; membrane.
CUCUCUCUCUCUCCCCUUUGACGGAAACAACAGCUGCGGCAGCGGGGCUGGCGCCGCCUCCCUCCACCUACCACGUCUGCCCCCGCCAGUCCCGCCCGGCGCCUCAGCCCGGCCCUGGCGCCUCCGCCUCCCCGCUAGGUCAGCCGGCAGCUCCGCCCGGCUGCCGCAGAAUGAACAUUAUGGACUUCAACGUGAAGAAGUUGGCGGCCGACGCGGGCACUUUCCUCAGUCGUGCCGUGCAGUUCACAGAAGAAAAGCUUGGCCAGGCAGAGAAGACAGAAUUGGAUGCUCACUUAGAGAACCUCCUUAGCAAAGCUGAAUGUACCAAAAUAUGGACAGAAAAAAUACUGAAACAAACUGAAGUGUUAUUGCAGCCAAAUCCAAAUGCCAGGAUAGAAGAAUUUGUUUAUGAGAAACUGGAUAGAAAAGCUCCAAGUCGUAUAAACAACCCAGAACUUUUGGGACAAUAUAUGAUUGAUGCAGGGACUGAGUUUGGCCCAGGAACAGCUUAUGGUAAUGCUCUUAUUAAAUGUGGAGAAACACAAAAACGAAUUGGAACAGCAGACAGAGAGCUGAUUCAAACAUCAGCUUUAAAUUUUCUCACUCCUUUAAGAAACUUUAUAGAAGGAGAUUACAAAACAAUCGCUAAAGAAAGGAAACUAUUACAAAAUAAGAGACUGGAUUUGGAUGCUGCAAAAACCAGACUAAAAAAGGCAAAAGCUGCAGAAACCAGAGCUUCAUCUGAACAGGAGUUAAGAAUCACUCAGAGUGAAUUUGACCGUCAGGCAGAGAUCACCAGGCUUCUGCUCGAGGGAAUCAGCAGCACGCACGCCCAUCACCUCCGCUGUCUGAAUGACUUUGUGGAAGCCCAGAUGACUUACUAUGCACAGUGUUACCAAUAUAUGCUGGACCUCCAGAAACAACUGGGAAGUUUUCCAUCCAAUUAUCAUUGUAACAACAAUCAGACUUCUGUGGCACCUGUACCAUCUGCUUCAUCAAAUGUGAUUGGGUCUUCUGCCUUGACUUCAACAAGUGGCCUAGUAAUGACCUCUCCUUCCAACCUUAUUGAUCUUAAGGAGGGCAGUGGCAGCAGGAAGGCCAGGGUGCUGUAUGAUUAUGAUGCUGCAAACAGCAGUGAAUUAUCACUUCUGGCAGAUGAGGUGAUCACUGUGUUCAGUGUCUCUGGGAUGGAUUCAGACUGGCUGAUGGGGGAAAGGGGAAAUCAAAAGGGCAGGGUGCCAAUUACCUACUUAGAGCUGCUCAAUUAAGUAGGUGGACUGUGGAAAAGUUAUCCAUCAUGACACCCUAUUUAUAUACAAUUAACUCUAAAUAAAACAGGUCUAGUAUCUUCCAUGUUAAUGUCUUAAGAGACUGCAAAGAGAAUACCAGCCAUCAGAAACCGGCUUUCUGCCAAUAAACUUGCAUGGUAACUAUUUGAUUACAGAAUUUAUGUUAGAGCUUUCAUGCCAAGAAUGUUUUCUUACAAAGUUCUCUUUCUACUGAGGUUUCACUAAUAAGCAGCUUCUACUUUUGAGCCCCAACUUAAAGCAGAACUGUUUUCUACUGAAUUUUUCAUUAAUGGCAAGCUUUUUCUUCUAUGUAAAAUAAAUUUAUUGUGAAUUGA